Messenger RNA from Prorocentrum cordatum, 185 nucleotides. The record is from the annotation of a GenBank genome assembly. Lineage: Eukaryota; Dinophyceae; Prorocentrales; Prorocentraceae.
ACCGCGCUGCUGCUCCGCGCCCGCGAGCUGGUGGCGGCCGCCGCCGCCGCGGGUGCACCGCCACAGUCCAUUGCGGCCCCUCCGCUGGGCCCCCUCGAGGGCCGCUGGGCGUUCUCGUCGCUACGGCGCGGCACGGUGGAGCGCCCCCGCUCGUGCAUCGCCUUCACGGUGGUGGACGCGCCCAG